Molecule: messenger RNA, 1820 nt
Organism: Nymphaea colorata (pocket water lily)
Lineage: Eukaryota; Viridiplantae; Streptophyta; Magnoliopsida; Nymphaeales; Nymphaeaceae
Product: microtubule-destabilizing protein 60-like
Exons: 8
Coding region: 186-1589 (467 amino acids)
Biological process (GO): regulation of mitotic spindle organization; mitotic spindle assembly; activation of protein kinase activity
Cellular component (GO): mitotic spindle; nuclear microtubule
Molecular function (GO): microtubule binding; protein kinase activator activity
Source: RefSeq, a predicted model, not a curated record
GUUCCGAACUUGCCUCCCCUUCUUUUUCUCCGUUUCUCGACAAAAAUCCUCAACUCAAGCCAAAGGAAUCCCGUUGAUCCUCUCUUCCCACCGGAAAAUCUCGUUCCGCCCGGCACCACCUUUUUCCUGGCUUUAUUCCGGCCACUUCUGGUGAAGAACCAGCGAAGGAAAAGCCUGCCAACAAGAUGAUGACACCAUCGAAGGGAAGGCAAACCUCCAGCCCCCAUGUCGAUCGAACACGCAGGAUUUCAGAGAACUCGAACCCUAAUAUCUCUCCUGGCUGCCACUUCAACAAAUCCGGCAGCUCGCCGUCUGUUUCCGCCAAGGUGAAGCCGUCGUCUACUUUUGCAAACGCCCUCUGUGCAGCCUCCCAAAAAAUCAAGCAAAGAAAGUUCGUGGUCGCCAAGAAGAAUGCAAAAGCUUCCGUAGAAGAUACCGUGAUUUGCGAAUGUGGAGAAAAGAAGGCUGUAAAUUCAAAGAAGUGCCGAUGUGUCGCCUAUGAAAGCCUCCGGAAUUCUCAGGAAGAGUUUUUUCGGCAUCGGGAGAUUGAAAAAGAGGAGGAUGCACCAAAUGAUCCAGAGAAAUCAAGCAUCCCGGCCGCUCAAGUGGAAAACCAGGAGCAGAACGCUGAGAAUCCAACCCAAACCAAAGAGGAUAGUCCGAGGAGAUUGAGAACGGAGAUUCUUGAGCAGGCACUGAACAGCAUGCCGGAGCAGGGAUCGGGAAGAGUCAGGCAUUUGGUAAAAGCUUUUGAGAGCCUUUUUUCCUUUCCCCAGCAUGAUGACGCGCACCAAGAAGGCAAAAAACCAAGCAAAGUCAUGAAAUGGGCAUUGCCCGGCUUGCUACCUCCUGGUGCGGGAGAAGCUUCAUCUUCGUUUAAGCCAUUGUCCGUUUCCUCAUCGUCCGAGUUCUUCUUUAAUAGACUAAAUUCGGGGACGAAUUCCAUUCUUUCCGCCUCUGUUAACACCAGCGAGGGAAGCUUAGGAAGUAGAACAUCCAGCGGGAGCGGAAGAAGCAGAAGAAACAGUACAGAUUCUGCGAGCAGAGUGGGAGGAAGAAGCUGGAAUAAGCAACUAAGGGUGACCAGUCAGAAACCUUUUAAACUAAGAACAGAGCAAAGAGGGAAGCAGAAACAGGAUGAUUUUUUUAAGAGAAUACAGGAUAUGCUAGUAGUGGAGGCAAGCAAACGUAUACCAAUUGCUCAGGGUCUUCCAUGGACAACAGACGAACCACAGUGCCUAUUGAAGCCUGCUGUAAAAGAAACUACUAGACCAUUAGAUGUCAAACUCCACAGUGAUGUCCGUGCUGCUGAGCGUGCAGAGUUUGAUCAAGCUAUGCAAGAGAAGUUGUCUCUCAUGGAACAAUAUAAGCAAGAGCAAGAGAGACAGCAAAAGAUGGCUGAGGAGGAAGAAAUUAAACGGCUAAGGAGAGAACUUAUACCUAGAGCACAGCCAAUGCCAUACUUUGACAGGCCUUUCGUCCCUAAAAGGUCACUGAAACACCCAACAAUUCCAAGGGAGCCUAAAUUUCACGCUCCACAUCAGAAGAAGAUAAGGUGCAUGUCAUGGAAUGACAUCAAUUUCAACUAAAGUGGAAUGUAAAGUGGAGCAUACAAUAAAUUGCAUUUUCUCAUUUUUCUAUCUUUUUUUUCUUUAAAGAGGAAAUAUUUGGAAGCAUUCUGUCGCAUUAACCUCGUGUUGGGCCGUUUCAAGUCAAAAUGCCAUUGACAAAUUUUAUGUAAAAACUCUGAUAAGGCUGUCCAUAUACUAUGCAAUAUUUGAUAGAAAGGGUUGCUGUUGAGUUUUUUCGUUCUUUGACAA